AUGUCAAAUUAUUCAAUCUAUACGGAAAGAAUCCUAAAUGGCCGCAUUUUCAGGCUGCUUUUCAUCCGCCCCGCUCUAGAUCAGGAUCAGCAACUGGAAUGUUGUUGCCUUCCUUUCAAUAUCGAUUACGCACCUCCUUACGAAGCACUAUCCUACGUAUGGGGUAAAUCCAAUCUAUCUGCUGAGAUAAGAUGCAACGGACGACCUAUUGCCAUCGGAAUAGAGCUCUUAAACGCACUGAUCAGACUCCGCUCUCCCGAGGUUACACAGAUAAUCUGGGCGGAUGCGCUUUGUAUCAACCAGAGUGACAAAGCAGAGAAGAGUCACCAGGUGCCCCUGAUGGGGAGCAUCUAUUCCUCGGCAAAGAGAGUUGUCGUCUGGCUAGGACAGGGAGAUGAAAAAUUUAUCAUUGAGGCUUUUGAAUACAGUAUAGAAGUCGCUAAAGCUUGCCUCCGAUACGACAAAGAGCGUGGCUUACCCCUAAAUCACGAGGAAAGAUACGAAACGCUAGAUUUGCCAAAAGACGCUUUCCCUCCAAGUGCUUGGAAAAGCCUGCAGGAGCUAUACGAACGACCUUGGUUCUCUAGAGUCUGGUGUGUCCAAGAAAUCCGCCUGGCGCAAGCUGCCUUUGUCCUCUGGGGGGAUUUUGGGAUUGACUGGCAAUAUCUGAGUUUAGCCGCCUCCUGGGUAUUCGACAAGAGCAACCAAGAGACUGACUUUGAGGUACCAUCUGCCGUUGGGCAGAGUGUCUCACACCCCGAUAUCUUGCGCGAUAAAGACCGAUAUCCGCUGCUCGAGGCUUUACGGGCCUUCCGAGAAUUCGAGUCGACCGACCCUAGAGACAAAGUGUAUGGACUUCUAAAUCUGGUUGAAAACCAGUCUGAAACAGAUGCUCUAGCCCUAGAUUAUCAUAAGAGUGUCGGUGAGGUUUACGCUGACACAGUUUUGGCCGUUAUUCGAGUUCACUCAAAGCUAAGCACGUUCGGCUACAUCACACACCCUCCCAAGUAUGAUCCAGAUAAUGAAGAGAACUUGAAGUGUCGAUGCAGAUCUUGGGCGCCAAGGUGGGAUGAUUCGGCAGUGGCAGAUGUACUGGGAUUUUCUGAAAAUGAUUGUCGUUGGAAGCCUUACGGAGAUAAUGCAACAGUGAUGAUGGCUGGUCAUGACUCUCGACCCGAGGAACUCUGCCUCAAAGGUGUGUACUACAACAGAGUAUGCAGCGUUGAAGGAAUCAUGGACUAUUACAACCUGAAGGACCCGAUGUACAACGAUGAAAAUCCCGCGAGCCCAGAGGACGAUGAUAUGAUUAUCGAGACCGAUUCUGAGGCGUGGACUCGGACUUUGACUGCGGGUUGCUGGGAUAAAAAUCAAGAUUACAUUGAAAACUUGGACCCUGCCACUCAAGAGUCCUACUAUCGGGCUUAUCCUCGUUUCAUGCGCAGAUUGAAAGAGUUUCAAGUUACCGGGACAGAGGGCAACUUUGCUCACGAUGAAGAUUCGGCCAAAUUCCAACGCACUGUUUAUAGCAUUUGCAGGCAAAGACGCGUAUUCUGGACAGAUAAUAUGACCUUUGGUCUCGGUCCACAAUGUAUGCGACCCAGCGAUAUUGUAGUAGUGCUAUAUGGGGGCAACACACCUUAUAUCUUACGGCCGAAAGGAGACAAAUAUCUGUUCAUGGGGCAGGCUUACGUCGAUAAUAUUAUGCAUGGAGAAAUUUUCGACGGUUCGGAGGAAUAUGAGGAAAGAACAUUUUGCCUCGUUUAG
Messenger RNA from Bipolaris zeicola 26-R-13, 1764 nucleotides. RefSeq lists its product as uncharacterized. Bases 1 to 1764 code for a protein of 587 amino acids. The record is from RefSeq and is a predicted model, not a curated record. The transcript is spliced from 2 exons. Lineage: Eukaryota; Fungi; Ascomycota; Dothideomycetes; Pleosporales; Pleosporaceae.